Messenger RNA from Laccaria bicolor S238N-H82, 2805 nucleotides. RefSeq lists its product as uncharacterized. The transcript is spliced from 9 exons. The record is from RefSeq and is a predicted model, not a curated record. The coding region runs from base 1 to 2805 and encodes 934 amino acids. NCBI's taxonomy places the organism in Eukaryota, Fungi, Basidiomycota, Agaricomycetes, Agaricales, Hydnangiaceae.
AUGAAAUGCCAACUGACAAGUUCUGCACCCAACCUCUCCCACAUCCGUCUCGCCAACUUCAAUGCGUGUUUCAAUUCUGAUGUGGUCAAACGAUUGCGAGUUCUUGAAGACACUCCAGGCACAAAAGGAAUUAUCGAGAACCUCGCUUUGGUUGAUCCCAGCGACUUUCAGAUGAAGAAUAAGUUCUUCUGUCACCGCGAUGAUUCCAGCACCACGCCCACUUGUUUCUUCUUGCUCGGCAAAGUGACAAACAGCUCUCUCCUUAGUGGCGAUGUUUCUCGCAACAUAUCUGUUUGUUUCUCCAAUCGCUCCUUUCCCCGCGCUAUGGCAGUCGUCGGCGACGUGCUUGCAGAAAAAGCUGUAUUCCUUCCAUCUUUUCACCAGGGAGUCAGCAUCACCACUGCAAAACGACCUCUGAAAGAGACGAGUACGAGUCCUGCAACCAUACGAGGUCUCACAUCUUCCUCCCAACGCUCUGCAGAUUAUAAUUUGCCAGAUCCUGUUCCUGUCUACAAUGGAACUCGCCCUUUUCGGCUCGGACAAUACAAAGAACUUUCGCAAAUUGUAGGCGACGAAAUCUCGCCUAAUUCCGCCGUCGCCGUCAUUUUCACUCUCAGUACAUACCCAUACGACAAACUCAAAAGUCACAUCAAACAUCAAGCUGUCAAUACGUCGCUUACUUUCAACAUUCAAAGUAUCAUCUGGCUUGCAUUCCCAUCAUCGGAAGCAACAAUUGAUCCAUCUCUUCCACCUGCCGAACCAUUUGGAGUCACUUCAGAUUAUCUUCUUGAUGACUCCCCCCCAGUUCAACAGCCAGCAAUCAAUCCCCAGGAGGGAACCCGUGUGCACAACAUCAACGUCGCAGAACGAGUUUGCGGGCGGCGGUACCAUGGUCGUUCAGAGAUGACGAAGCAUCAGCGGAAAGCAUUCCAAAAAUGCGGUGACCAGUUGGUGUACCAAUUGCUGGAAAUCGAUAGAUUGCGCGGACGUAUGGCUCUAAACAAUCCAAGAUUUGCGGCAUACGAUACGUUCCCUGGGCGACAUGGUAGAGUCGACAGCGCAUCAGCGGAACAAGGACAGCUAGCUAGCGCGGAGCGGAUGGCGAUACAACCAUUCAACGUCAAAAUGGACACCUACGAUCUCAACAACAGUAGUGCCGACGUCGUCAAUGCCAAUUUCGGGAAUAUGUUGAAUGGCUGCGAACCAACUGCCCUGGUGGUAGAGAGUAAAGAACUGCUGCCAGCUAGGGUCACAGUCACAGGAAGACAACUUCAACACGAUCACAUGACACUUCAUCACAACACUUGCCAACGUCUACUCGACUUUAGCGGCAACCUCUACGCGAUGAAGAAACACGACAUCAAAGCAUCCGUUCAACACCUACUUGCAUUUAUCGCUUCCGACAAGAAAGCUCUGUCCUUGUUGAAAAAAGCUACCGACGACGAUAGCCGCCUUUCUUUCGUCGCAUACAUCCUGCCCACCGUCCAAAAGUCGUCUUCAUACCCCAAACAGGAGCUGAUAAAGCAGGAUUGGUUGCGAGAGAUCAGUAGGGAAUGCAACAUCAGAAAACCCACUGUUCCUUCAUGCGUCUUCGAAGCCUGCAAAAUGCGGAAGAAGAAAACGAAUGGUCACAAAUUGACGAAGAGGCGUUUGAGUCAAAGUCUCAGGUUCACAGCCCAUGCCCGCAAGAUCAAUGCCGCGAGAUUCGCCAGUGUCGUCGAAACGUGUGUCAGAAGGUACAGCGCUACCGACGCUUAUCCACCUCUGAAGCACUGGGUGUACGAGACAGAGGCGAUUCAAAAGCGAUGGGAGGAACAUCUCUCGUCAGGUGACCGACACGACCCCCGCAACCCUUACCUUCCACUGAUGAAAGUCGAUCCGGCUCUCCUCGACCACGAUAUACCCAUCGACGAUAGCCGCCUUUUUCGGGAUUCGGAUGGAGAGGAAGUUUGCUAUGUCUUCCGCGAAUUUUGCCCAAGCAAACCAGUACUCGCGUCGGUGAACGACAUCGUCGAAGAAUCUAUUGAUAUCCGUCGAAAUUGCCGAGCAAGCUUUCCUGACGAACGAUAUCAGAUGGACGAUCCUAGUGAUCUCGUCCAAAUUGGUUUCUCUGCGGGUUCUCGCAACGCUCCCAAGAUCCACUGGGUCAGAAACAUAACACGCCGCAAUCUCCCAGAUCAGGUCAUCGCCGACUUGAACUAUCGUUCCAGCUCUGCUCUCGCAUUGUUCUGGAACUUAUGCAAGGACGUUCUUCCCAAACCAAUCAUCAACGACUUCAAUGCUUUCUUCGAAAAAGACGGCAUCCUCCGAAUGAACCCUGCGGAGGGAGCAGCAAAGGAUUUCGCCAAGGACAAACACCAUGCUGUCACAGGCGACUAUACCAUUCGAAUUGGUGACGAAAGCUUUCUUUUCAAGAACGUUGAGCUCGCCCCUCCCUGUGGAGUGUUUGGUCGAAACUAUGCAAGAGCCAUGCACUUCGAAAACCAGCCUCACAAAUACGCAAUAGCCUGGACGGUCAGAAGAGACCAUCCUCCCGAUGCAGGAGGCCAUUUCUACAUUGGCACUUACAAGAUUCGCAUCCAGGCUGCAGCCAACACUCUCGUCAUUUGGAAACCAACCGACAUCCACGGAACGAGCUUGCAAGAUCUAGAUCCAAACGAUGAAAAUCCCGCCUUCAUUCAAACGGGCCUCGCCAUUGUAACUCCCAAGCGGCUUCGCAAACUAUGGAGAGCUUACAAAAUGAAGGCUAUUACGUACGACGACGUCAUACUUGCCUUGACUGCUAACAGCAACCACGAGGAUUGA